Ixodes scapularis (black-legged tick) is the source of this 572-nucleotide messenger RNA. RefSeq lists its product as uncharacterized. The transcript has 4 exons. Lineage: Eukaryota; Metazoa; Arthropoda; Arachnida; Ixodida; Ixodidae. Bases 112 to 435 code for a protein of 107 amino acids. The record is from RefSeq and is a predicted model, not a curated record.
ACACGUCGGCUGAGCUGUUUUGAUUUCGAUUUUCAGUGCGCCGCGAUCGAAGGUUACAUUUCAUUUCCAAAAGAGGCAAAAAGGAAACAAACGAUUUUAAACGGCAACGAGAUGGUCGGCUCAAGCAUCGCUCCCACCACCGACAAACCGCCAAGGAGGACAGCCUCUAGUCCUCCGCAAUCCUCGGCCAGUGGAACGCUCGGCAAGCUUGUGGGGUGCCUCUGCCUCGUCGCCGGUAUCGCCUUGGGAACCAUCAUCCUGGCCACUUUCUUCCUGAGUUCGGCACAACGACGAUCACCGGCCGACGUCAAUGCAGCAGCGGUUUCAGGCGCCAGUGCGAGCUUGGCGCAUCUACGGAAGGUAGCCAUCGCCCAGCAGCUCUACGAUCGAGACAUAUUUUCCAGCCGCUCAAAACGGAAAUCAUACAACCUCUAACGAAAAUUCCCGCAAGUACCGCGAACGAACCAUGUCAACGGCGACAAUCAUGAGCCGUCGCGACGAUGCAGCGAUGAACUACCGUGCACCGAUCUUAUCGCGAGUAAUCUCCAGAAAAAUAAACACAAGCACAAGAG